AUGCAUGGGGUGCUAAAGAUAUCGUCUUUCUCAUCAUCAUCAUCAUCAUCAUUCAGACGCGUAUACCGCGACGACUCGUAUUACCACCACUCGAGAAAAAACGCUCUCCUUCUCUCGAGGAAGAGGACGCUUUUAUUACCGCGAAGCGUUUCAGCGGCACAAAAUAUAUCCGAAAACAACGCGGUGAUGACCACCAAAACCACUUUUAACGAGAAGCGUGACGACGACGUGAACAACGGGAAGGAGGAGAAAAAGAAUGCUACGAAAAGUAAAACGUUUACGUUGCGACCGAAAGAAAAGCACGGCAUGAAUAGAAAGGCGAGAUACGUGACUUUACAUUUCUUACGCCACGCGGAAGGGACGCACAACGUUUCCAGAGAAUACAACGAUCCGAAACAUAAGGACGCGAGAUUGACGGAUUUUGGUAUACAGCAGUGCGAGAAGUUGGCGAAAGCGCAGCCUUUGUUGUUGGAAUCAAAGUCAUCAAAGAAGAAGAAGAUGACGGUGGCGACGUCGCCGAUGACGAGGUGCGUGCAAACCGCGCGUUUAUGUUUCGAUAAAGAGUCGCACAUGAUUACGGAAAAAUACGUCGCUUUAGAGGAGUUGCGGGAAACGGUCAACUAUCAGUGCGAUAUUCGGAGGACGACGUCAGAGUUGAAGGAAGAGUUUGGCGCGAGCGUGGAUUUCUCUCGAUUAGAAAACUACGAGGAAGAUCCUUUGUGGCAGUAUUGGAUCGAGAGGUGCGGAUCCGAGGAAGAGCACACGAUGCACAGAGAGAGCGCUUCCUUGUAUAAGUGCGCGGAUAGGGCGAGGAAAUUCUUCGAAUGGGUGGUCGAGAAAAAAGCAGAUACAGAAGAAGAGAUUAUCGUCAGUUCGCACUCGGCGUUUCUUCGCUGCGUGUUUAAUUACGGUCACACGCAAGAAAAGUUCGAGUAUCACAUGGGAGGGUCGGAGCAAGUAUUCGACGAUCGAGAAGACAAAACAAACAACGUAAAAGUUGUCCAGUAUUUGCCGGAAGACGGCGACGCGUUCGAGGAGUACAUGCGGAGAGAUUACGAGAAUUGCGAGUUACGGUCAGCCGUGUUGGAAAUUCUUUGA
Messenger RNA from Bathycoccus prasinos, 1098 nucleotides. RefSeq lists its product with no specific name. The record is from RefSeq and is a predicted model, not a curated record. Gene Ontology annotation, molecular function: phosphatase activity. Lineage: Eukaryota; Viridiplantae; Chlorophyta; Mamiellophyceae; Mamiellales; Bathycoccaceae. The coding region runs from base 1 to 1098 and encodes 365 amino acids. The transcript has a single exon. Gene Ontology annotation, cellular component: cytoplasm.